This is a messenger RNA of Colias croceus (clouded yellow), 1185 nucleotides long. RefSeq names its product isopentenyl-diphosphate Delta-isomerase 1 (gene Idi). The coding region runs from base 169 to 927 and encodes 252 amino acids. NCBI's taxonomy places the organism in Eukaryota, Metazoa, Arthropoda, Insecta, Lepidoptera, Pieridae. Gene Ontology annotation, cellular component: cytoplasm. The transcript has 6 exons. Gene Ontology annotation, biological process: isopentenyl diphosphate biosynthetic process; isoprenoid biosynthetic process. The record is from RefSeq and is a predicted model, not a curated record. Gene Ontology annotation, molecular function: isopentenyl-diphosphate delta-isomerase activity.
UGAAUGUUGAUCAUUGUCAAUUGUCAAGACGUAGGUAAUGCAGUAUUGUUACGAUAACAAUUUAAUAAAAAGACAAAUAUUUUAGGGUUCAAACCAACCAUUUAAACGUUCUCAUGUGCAGUUGGAAUAUUUGAAAUAUAGCCGACGAACUUUCGGCAUCAUUCCAAGAUGCUUGUCAGAAGAUUUGUACGAACUCUCUGGAAUAAUAACUUACGAUUGGAAAGAAGAUAUUUAGCAUCUGAUCCAACUAAGCCGCAACUGGAUGAAACAGAAGGUGUAGAACCAGUCCAGCUACAUGCCUUGGACAAGGAUAUCUGCCUGCUUGUGGAUGAAAAGGAUAAUUUCAUAGGAACUGCAACAAAACGGGAAUGCCAUAAAGUUGGACCUGAUGGCCAAAUUCCCCUUCACAGAGCUUUUAGUGUGUUCUUCUUUAACAAGAGAGGAGAUAUGCUCCUUCAGAGACGAUCCAGUCAAAAAGUAACAUAUCCGGAUUACUACACAAAUGCCUGUUGUAGCCACCCUCUGUACAUAGAUGGUAAAGCAGAAGAUAUAAUUACGGCUGCACAAAGAAGGCUGAACCUGGAACUUGGAGUGCCAUUGGACAAGAUGGAACCAGAAAUGUUCACUUUUCUGACCCGAGUGCACUACCACGACCCCGGCGACGGUAUUUGGGGAGAGCACGAAAUCGACCACAUUUUGUUCUUCCAAAGUGAUGCUAAAGUGAAACCGAACUCCGAUGAGAUAUCUGAGUACUGCUUUGUGCCAAAGAACGAGUUUAAUGCGUUCAUUCCAACGCUCGAAGGACCAAUGACGCCAUGGUUCAACAUGAUACGUCGCCAUCGUCUGAAGCUCUGGUGGGACAACUUGCACCGCAUCAAGGAACUUGCCGAGCCCGACAAGAUUCACAAGUUUAUUAACGAAAAAUAGUUUUAAGACUAAAUUAUAUCUAUAACUUAUGUUAUUUAAUGGGCCAUAACCCUCUUCUUUAUCCACAGUAUAAUUAUUUUUAGUUGCACUACCAUUUUCUUUAUUUUACAAGGGGUAAAAUAUAUUUUUUUUAAUUGAUAAUACUAUGAGCAUUUAGAUCCCCCAAAAAUUAUUUGAAAUUUAAUCAUAAAAUAUAAUAUAAUAGUGUAAAUAAAGUAGGUGUGGUGCUUUAAAUAAAUUAUUAUUGAAAUAAAUAAA